AUGUCGGAAGCAGAAAAGGACGUCACCCACGAAGACAUCUGGGACGACUCGGCACUGGUUAAUUCGUGGAACGAGGCCCUUGAGGAGUACAAGAAAUACCACAGCAUUCACGCCGACAGGGCAGCCGAGGCCACUAUUGUUCCAGAUUCACAAAACCCCCUACUGAAUGCCAAGACUGAAACGAAUGAGCCUCAGUCGCCGCCCAACCGAACGAGGGGCGAUGGCGAAACAAUUCAAGAGCAGGCCAAGCCUACGGGUGGACGUCCUGAAGGUCUCGGCAUGAAUGAUCAACAACCUGGCGGCACGCUUAGCUCGCCUGUCUCUGUGCUUGGCUCAGUAAAAGACGAGAGUCUCAAAUCCCUGCUGAUGUCAUGGUACUACGCCGGGUAUUACACGGGGCUCUAUGAAGGACAGCAGCAGAGAUCCCGGCAAGGCGAAUCUUGA
Molecule: messenger RNA, 444 nt
Organism: Pyricularia pennisetigena
Lineage: Eukaryota; Fungi; Ascomycota; Sordariomycetes; Magnaporthales; Pyriculariaceae
Exons: 5
Coding region: 1-444 (147 amino acids)
Source: RefSeq, a predicted model, not a curated record